GUGCCGGGGUGGCUCAGUCGGUUGAGUGUCCAACUCUUUGAUUUCAGCUAAGGCCUUGACCUCAGGGUCGUGAAUUCAAGCCCCAUAUUGGGUGUAGAGCCUGCUCAAAAAAUAAAUAAGUUAAUAAAUAAAACGCAGGAGCUACCUGGUAGAAUGAAUUUUGCUGAUCAAAUAUUAUCUAUUAGAUAAAAAGGUAGCAGUUUUUUAUAUAACUAAGAAGGCCGGGAAAUGAGAUGUACAGAUGGUAACUGAUAUUCUCCGUUUGGAACAGGUAUGAGUGAUUUCAGUGAAGAAUUGAUAAGGUCCAAGACAGAGGAUGACCAGGAGGAAUCAUGUGUAUUGUCUGCUACAGGAAUGUAUUUUCCUUGGCUCCAAAAGCAUAUAGACACUGUGGAAACUGGAGGAAAAAAGGAGAAGGAUUUUGCUCAGACAACCAGUGCUUGUUUGAAUCGUAUCCAAGAAGCUUUGCUGAAGCACCAGUGGCCACAAGCUGCAGGGUACAUGCACAGUUACUUCCAGAUCCUGGAAGAUUCCGACAGCCACAAGAGGCAGGCUGCACCUGAGAUCUCCUUACAACACGCAUUAUACCUUCUGCAUCAUGGAAUGCUUGAGGAUGCAAACAGAAAUCUCAGUCGUGCAGAGACAUGGAGAUACGGUGAAAAGUCAUCGUCCCAGGAAGUGUUAAUCAACCUUGUUCAGGCCUAUAAAGGGCUUUUGCAGUAUUAUACUUGGUCUAAAAAGAAGAUGGAAUUGUCUAAUCUUGAUGAAGAUGAUUAUGCUUACAACACAGCAUCCCAGACUAUGCUCAACCACAGUUGGAAGACAUCGGUAAACCUUGGUGCCUUGAUUCAAACUCCUGGAGUUUGGGACCCUUUUGUGAAGAGUUAUGUAGAGAUGCUGGAGUUCUAUGGGGAUCAAGAUGGAGCCCGAGAGGUACUCACCAAUUAUGCCUACGAUGAAAAGUUCCCGUCAAAUCCAAAUGCUCACGUCUACUUAUACAACUUUCUAAAGAGGGAGAAGGCACCAAGAGAGAAACUGAUAAGUGUGCUGAAGAUUUUGUAUCAGAUUGUACCAUCUCAUAAACUCAUGUUAGAAUUCCAUAGAUUACUGAGAAAAUCAGAAAAAAAAGACCACCAUAAACUUGGGCUGGAAGUAUUAUUUGGAGUCUUAGAUUUUGCUGGAUGCACUAAAAAUAUAACUGCUUGGAAAUAUUUGGCAAAAUAUCUGAGACAGACUUUAAUGGGGAACCACCUUGCCUGGGUCCAAGAAGAGUGGAACUCCAGGAAAACCUGGUGGCCUAGCUUUCACUUCAGCUCCUUUUGGGCAAAAAGCGAUUGGAAAGAGGAUAAAGCUUUGGCUUGUGAGAAGGCUUUGGUAGCUGGAAUACUGUUAGGAAAAGGUUGUAGAUACUUUCGGUAUAUUUGCAAACAAGAUCAUCCAGUCUUAAGGAAAAAAAUAAGGCGGAUAAGGAAAUCUGUGAAAAAACACAGUAUUGUAAAUCCAGGACUCUGAUACUGAAUAUUAGUUAUUUAAGAUGAGUAGCUACAGAAUAGUAGCUCGGUAGGUGUUACUGAAUGUAUUUAAUUGGCAUAUCUAUGAUGUAGUUUAUAUUUUUAUAUUUUUCUAUAUUUUCUAUAUUUCUGUAUUUUCUUUUAUUGUAAUUAUAGCUAAAAAAGAAACAGCCUUGCUGCUUUUGUUCUUUGUAAAUAGCAUAUUUUUCUUUGUUGUACCAUUAAAUAUAAUAUUUAUUAAGAAAUAAACCUUCAAAUAAGAAAUAUAUUUGUUUCAUUAGAGAAUACAGGUCUAUGGCAGUUAUUGCUGUCUGCAGAUAAUUUCCUUCUGACUGUUGUAUAAUAAAACAUAACUUGUAGUGUUGUUAA
Messenger RNA from Neofelis nebulosa (Clouded leopard), 1880 nucleotides. It is a transcript of the gene TAF1A, whose product is annotated as TATA-box binding protein associated factor, RNA polymerase I subunit A. Lineage: Eukaryota; Metazoa; Chordata; Mammalia; Carnivora; Felidae. Gene Ontology annotation, biological process: transcription by RNA polymerase I. The coding region runs from base 274 to 1512 and encodes 412 amino acids. The record is from RefSeq and is a predicted model, not a curated record. Gene Ontology annotation, cellular component: RNA polymerase I transcription regulator complex. The transcript is spliced from 9 exons.